AUGUCCAUCGAAAACAUCGAGAACCUCUCCCUUGAGGACGGCAACAACCAGCUCCCCGCCGGCGCCACCGUCGAGCUCCACUCCCGCCCCGAACGCAAGGCCCGCAAGGCCCUCGAAGGUCUCGGCCUCAAGCGUGUCCAGGGCAUCACCAGAGUCACCCUCCGCCGCGCCCGAAACGUCCUCCUCGUCGUCGCCGACCCCGAAGUCUACAAGUCGCCCGGAAGCGACUGCUACAUUGUCUUUGGCGAGGCCAAGGUGGAGGACCCCAACAGCCAGGCCCAGCAGUUGGCUCAGCAGCAAUUGCAGGCGAGCAGCCAGGCUGCCCAGCAGGCGCACGCGCAGGGAGGGUUCAAGGAUGGUGUGCCCAAGUCUUUGGAGGACUUGGUUGGGGACGAGUCUGCCGAGGGAUCCACCGACGCUGCCGCUCCCGCUGAGCCCGCCGACUUCAAGGUGAACGAGGAAGAGAUUCAAUUGAUCGUCGCCCAAACCGGCGCGGACGAGGCCAAGGCCAGGGAGGCGUACAUUGCCGAGAAGGGAGACUUGAUCAAUGCUAGUGAGUGGCGCUCUUCUUCGCUUUAG
Cryptococcus wingfieldii CBS 7118 is the source of this 579-nucleotide messenger RNA. RefSeq names its product nascent polypeptide-associated complex subunit alpha. Lineage: Eukaryota; Fungi; Basidiomycota; Tremellomycetes; Tremellales; Cryptococcaceae. Gene Ontology annotation, cellular component: cytoplasm; nascent polypeptide-associated complex. Gene Ontology annotation, biological process: protein targeting to membrane. The record is from RefSeq and is a predicted model, not a curated record. Bases 1 to 579 code for a protein of 192 amino acids. The transcript has 2 exons.